Anopheles funestus (African malaria mosquito) is the source of this 3746-nucleotide messenger RNA. RefSeq names its product protein SERAC1. The record is from RefSeq and is a predicted model, not a curated record. The transcript has 5 exons. NCBI's taxonomy places the organism in Eukaryota, Metazoa, Arthropoda, Insecta, Diptera, Culicidae. The coding region runs from base 968 to 3490 and encodes 840 amino acids.
CCAUUCUUUCUCCACACCAUUCUCUCCGUAUUGCUCAAUUAAAGUUCACAAUUUGGCUGCAGUGGUUAUUUAUUCCGUUCCAUAUUGCUAUUAGUUUUUUAAAAUAGUCCAGCCUAUUCUGUCUGCGGUGAAAACUUUUGCUGUUGAUGUUUACGUUCACGUUGAUAUUUACCUCGAAAUGGUGUUGACGGCACAAACGCUGUAUGAUUCACAAAUUCCUCCUGUUGUUUGUGGCGAAGUGUUAUUUACGUAGAGCGGUAGGGGUUUGUGCAUGUGUGUGCGUCUAAUCGUAUGGCGUGAUGUUGUUGUUAUUAUCGGAUGUUGUUGACGACAUCGCGAAGUCGUUAAGUAGGACCAACCGGGGCGCUAGAAAUUUAGUCUCAGACUCACCAGCGAACAAUACAGAAAUCGUGAAGCACCGAGGCAUCCCUGCUAGCCAGUGAGGACGUGCCCCCAAAUAUAAGAACUGAAAGUGAACAGACAUUAAGCAGAGCAGGACAAGACAGAACUGUAGCAAACGGAUAAAAAGUUGUAUGUGAUUUUAAAACACAUGGUUCGUGAAUAUUGCAAAAGAAAGUGCAUAUCAACAAGUGUUACCCGUUUAGCCAUUUAAAGCCAGUGCCUUUAUCCCAUUUUGUUGGUACCGUGUAGUGUUGUGGUGUAUGCUUAAUUUAGUACACGCCACAAGCACAGAGUGGGAUUGUGUCCAACCCAACAGAUCACAGUAGGCGAGUGCAUCGCUCUUUGCACAGCGCUGAAAACGGCAGCAACGUAGAAAACGUGGAAACCCAAAAUCGGAAGUUUUACAAAAGCUGGUGGUUCGAAAAUUUGUGCACCAUUCCUGCACACACAAAAAAAAACGUUGUCAGUGGUGUGUGCAUUGUGAUAUUGCUGCGAAAAGACACCUGUUAAAUUAUUGUGCUCAAAAAGAAUAGAAAAUUAAUUUCGUUUUCUAAGAAAAAAAAAUAUGCAAAUCGAAUACAAAAAGUGUACCAAAUUGUUUUCCGGCUGUGGCGUAGCGUCACUAUUGGGAGUGUUAAGCUAUGAAGCAUAUCGAACGUACGCAGCCCUUUCCUCGCUGGUCGACACACGUGUGCUAGAUAUUGACCGGAAGCGACCGGACUACAUCUACAUCAAGCAUCACAUCUACCGGCAGUCGUUGCGCGAGCGUGCCCUCGAUGCGGAGAAUCAACACCGGCUGCUAAAUAUCGUCGUACAGCCAUUCGAGAAAUGGUGGAAAGCGCUGAAGCAUUCCGUCGCCUGGAGGUUGCUCCGGAUCGCCCAGCAAGGCGACCAGUCCGAGCGGCUGAAAGCCAUCCAUCAGCUGGCCCAGAUCGAUCAUUUAAAAGAUUGGGAUUUUCAACAUUUGGCUCAGCUGUGCGAUCACCGGACAGCGAUUUCGCUAGCCCGGUCGAACUGUGACACCCGCUGGUUUCUGCCACCGCGACAGUACGGCGUCGAGAAGGAGAUGCGCGAGGUGCUGGUCGAUAUGAAAUCACUGCUGGAGCUGUUGUCACCGCACAAGUGUGCGGCUUACGCGCUCGAACAAACGUUCGGCAGCUCCGGCCACAUACGCGAACCGGACGGUGAUGAGGUGACGUACCAGAUGUCACCCUCCCGGUUCGAGUACGAUCAGCUAAAGCAGUCGCUCAGUGCCCUGAUCCAUCUGACUGGGCUGGUCGGUCCGGAAGGGAAGCAACACUGCCGCCGAAUAGUCGAUUCCGGUGGAUUGCUGAUGCUGCUCGAGGCGGAAAAAUUGUUCCGAGGUGAUAUUGAUAUGAAGCUGCUGAUUAGCCGGCUGGUGGGAAAUUUGUCCGCGUGCGAAGGUUUGGGGUACGAGUUUUAUGCGAGCGGUUGGAUUGGCAUUCUGGCGCGCUGGAAGCGUGAUGUCGAUAUGCGAAUGCAGGUAACGGCCGAUCUGACGCUCGAAAACCUCGACCAGGACGAUCCGAAUGGGUUCCGGUAUGCGCCGAAAGUAUAUCCACUGCAUCCGCGCGGUCGCCAACAAGCAAAACCAGCCGUCGAUGUGGUAUUCAUCCACGGAUUACUAGGUGGUGUAUUUGUCACCUGGCGUCAGAAGGAUCUCAAACCGCAAGCCGCCAGUCUACUAGGUAAGAAACAUAAAAACGUGCAUUUAGUGUCCACAUCGUCUUCCUCCACCAUUGACGUUGCACUGCAAACACCAUUGGACGAAUUACCAUUAACACAAACGAAAUGGACAAAUGCAAGCGAGGACCACAAUCGGCAAGGUCCUCCAGCUGCUUCUGCCCGCUGGUACAAAAGUUGGUCCGCCAAAAAAUCCUCCUUUGAGGAAGACACCGUGGAAGUAGAAGAGGGCAUUGCACCGUACAGAGAUGAGCUGCUUACGUUCCAGGAGUCAACCACAGCCGUACCACGGGAUGCGUCGAUCAGUGACACCGAAACCAAAGAGUUAAUAGAAGCACUGCAACAGGAAGAACCACUCGGUUCGGACUGGACCGUUGUCUAUCCGGAUGUGCCACUGAAGGCGGAUGAGGAUGUACGGGCGGGAAAAGCCUCCGCUACAGCUGACGGAACAGCCUGCAGUGUAUCGGGCGACCGUUGGCUACAGGAACCACUCGAAUCCGGGCCACGAUCGUUCUGCUGGCCGAUGGAAUGGCUACCGAAAGACUUCCCCAGCAUACGUGUGCUAGGGCUCGACUACGAUUCCUCCCUCUCGCAGUGGUCGGCGACGGGUUGUCCGUGUGAAAAGUACGACGGCAAGCUACAGAAACGGGCGGCAGAGUUCUUGGAAAAGCUUGCCACCUCAGACGUCGGUCAGGAUCGGCCCAUCAUCUGGGUGGGCCAUUCGAUGGGUGGGCUGCUAAUCAAGAGCAUCAUGGUGCAGGCACUGGAAAGUCCCAACCCUAAGGUACGUCGCCUUGCGGAGAAUUCACGCGUCGUCAUGUUUCUCGGUACGCCCCAUCGGGGCAGCGGUGUGGCGAAGCUGAAGCAGCACACAUCCGCCCUCGUAUGGCCCUCGGUAGAGGUGCAGGAGCUCGAGGAAAAUUCCACCCAGCUGUUGCAUCUAAACAAAACGUUCCUCCGUGCGGUCGAUGGGUUGGGGCCACGGAAGCCCGAAAUCAUCACCCUCUGCGAGGGUCGUGCAACCGUACUGACCUCGUUCAAGCUUGCCAUUCACGUCGUGCCGGAAAGCUCCGCCCGUAUCGAUGCGGGCGAUUUCUACCUCACCAGCGAGGAUCAUCUGAAUCUCAGCAAACCGAUUUGCCGGCAAUCGUUCCUUUACCAGCGGCUGGUCGGUGCCAUUCAGGAUGCUAUGCGCCAUAAUGGGGCGGAUAGUGUGAAGGUGCCAGUGGCCAAGGUGGCUACAAAUACCGCACACCAGCAGCAGCAGCAGCAGCAACAGCAUAUAUUCCACGGUACGAAGAAAAGCAGCAGCUCGGCAUCCGCACUGUCGGUACUUUACACGCAGCUGAAACAAUUUGAGCAGCUGAUGAAUGUGUUUAUCUAAACUGACUCGAAAGCUGAAGUUACCACACAACUCCCGUUCAACCGUUGACAACGACAUCGCAUUUGUUUCGAUGUAAUGAAGUGAUCUUUGCUUUAAGUUAUUUAAAAUUUGGUAAUUUACACGUAGCGCAAACACGUUUUGUAGUUUCGUUACUUAUUUAUUGUUUCUGCAUAGUUUAUCGAGCUGUUACGAAGCAUCGCGGAUAUUUACACCGAGAAAGUAUUUAAUAAUAAAAUGAAACUGAAAAAAAUGGAAA